UUGAGAGUAAAACAUCCGCUCCCAGUAUUCCAGAGCGUGAGCGGCAGAAAGAUGGCGGACCGGGGAUACAGCUUCUCUCUCACUACAUUCAGCCCUUCAGGCAAACUAGUCCAGAUUGAGUAUGCUUUGGCAGCUGUAGCUGCGGGAGCACCAGCAGUGGGAAUCAAAGCUUCCAAUGGCGUUGUUUUGGCAACAGAGAAGAAACAGAAAUCCAUUCUUUACGAUGAACAGAGUGUACACAAAGUGGAACCGAUCACAAAGCACAUAGGAAUGGUGUAUAGUGGAAUGGGCCCAGAUUACAGGGUGUUGAUUCGCCGAGCCCGUAAGUUGGCACAGCAGUACUACCUUGUGUAUCAAGAACCCAUCCCCACAGCCCAGCUCGUACAGAGAGUGGCCUCUGUCAUGCAGGAAUAUACACAGUCUGGUGGUGUUCGCCCAUUUGGAGUGUCACUGCUGAUUGCUGGCUGGGAUGAAGGACGACCAUAUUUGUUCCAAUCUGAUCCAUCUGGUGCUUAUUUCGCAUGGAAAGCAACAGCUAUGGGAAAGAAUUAUGUCAAUGGGAAAACCUUCCUUGAAAAGAGGUACAAUGAAGAUCUAGAACUUGAAGAUGCCAUUCAUACAGCAAUCUUAACACUAAAGGAAAGCUUUGAAGGCCAGAUGACAGAAGACAACAUAGAGGUUGGAAUUUGUGAUGAGGCAGGAUUUCGCAGACUCACUCCAGCAGAAGUCAAAGACUAUCUGGCUACCAUAGUCUAACAUUUAUUCAAAUGAAUUUUUUUUAAUUUGGAAGAAAUAUUGGUCAACUACUGAUUACAAUUUAAAAACCUUUUUAUUCUGCUUUUUUGUUUUGGCAAUGGUUAAAUGGUCAAUACAGUGUAAAACUAUGUUGCACAAGUAUAAGUAUCUGAUAAAUCUUGUCUUAGAAAUGAAAACAAAUUUGUGAAGCUCUGUCAUUUACUUUUUUUUACAUGAUGUCAAUGAAACGAUUUAUACAUUUUUUAAUUGUCUGUAUUUCCCACAAUUGCAUAAUUUUUCUGUCUUAAUGAGGCUGCUGUUUUUAAUUGCAUGCCUUCUGGCACAUGUUUUAUCUCAUGAUGAGAGAUAAAGUAUGUGAAAGGAGAGAGAAAAAUGCCACACAAUAUUUAUAAUCCCUGUGAAAGGGAUUGCUGAUCAGUUUCUAACUGGACUCUAAUUCUACACUGCCCUAUAGGGAGGGAGGGAGAAUUCCUAGAAGUCUUGUUUGAUGCUUGGAAAUCUUAUAUUGCUCCUCCAAUUCUGCAUACCUAGAAUUAGAUAGCAAAUACAACACAGAUUUGUGACAUUUGACCUAACUGGGUCAUGCUAGUGUUUAAACUCUACGGUUUAAGCAUAAAGUUUAAAGUCGUGUUUUUAUUUUAUAUCAUCUAAAUCCUUGGCUUUUUAAGAUCUGUUAUGUCCCCCCUCCAUAUUUUUUUCCUAGAAUGGAAGCAAGUUCAGUUUUGCAUGGCUUCCUUUUGAAAACAUUUCAAGUCUCCUUUUUGUUACUUUUUAAUUUGUCUCCAGUGUAUCAGUGUCAUUUUGAACUUGAGGUUCCCAAUAUAUUUACUAUGCUGUUAAAUAUAACCGUGCCCAAAUUGUGGUACAAGAUCAAAAUAAUCUGCAUUGAUUCAUCACCUGGCUUAAGUAUGCAUUCUUGUAGUGAAUAGAUUUGUUGUUAACUGUUCAAUCAAUGAGAGUUUGUGAAUGGUCAGUACUGUUAAUCACCCAAAUAACAUUUCAUGCAUACUAAACAAUGACCAUUCACUAUAUGCACAUUUCAUGCUAAAUAUAUAUUAUUUUAGUUAUCUAAAUUAAAUCCAGGCUCAUGCUUCAUUGUAAUACUGAGGAAAUCCUACAUCAUUGCCUGUGCCAACCUUUUGGUGAGACUUUACAGUGAGGCCUAAUCUUGCCUCUUGGGUGGAUGUAGGAGAUUCCACGGCACUUUUUGAAGAGUAGGGAGUUCUCUACAAUUUCCUGGUUAUUAUAUCCCUCAACCAACAUCACUUUUUUUUAAAAAAAACCUCACUGCUAUUUGUGGAACCAUGCUGUGCACAAAUUUGUGUUGUUUCCCGCAUUACAACAGGAACUACACUUCAAAAUUACCUUGUCAACUGUAAAGCCAAAUGGGAAGUCCUGAGAUAGUGAAUGACACUAUAUAAAUUCAGGUUCUUUAGUUAACACUGAUCAAGCAGAUUGCUUGUGGGACCUGAAAUGGAUAAGGGUACAUUUCAAUGAGUGUUAUUUUGUAAAGAUAAUCAAGUAAAAAAAAAAAAAUAAAACCACCUGAAUAUGUUCAUUUUUCUCAA
Messenger RNA from Carcharodon carcharias (great white shark), 2324 nucleotides. RefSeq names its product proteasome 20S subunit alpha 2a (gene psma2a). The coding region runs from base 52 to 756 and encodes 234 amino acids. Lineage: Eukaryota; Metazoa; Chordata; Chondrichthyes; Lamniformes; Lamnidae. The transcript has 8 exons. The record is from RefSeq and is a predicted model, not a curated record. Gene Ontology annotation, cellular component: proteasome core complex; proteasome core complex, alpha-subunit complex. Gene Ontology annotation, biological process: ubiquitin-dependent protein catabolic process.